AUGCUGAUUCUACAUCAUGCACAAAUAACGACUCGCUUUCACCUGCCAGCCGCUGCACAUGCUGGCGCAAGGCAUUUGGCGUUCCGAUGGCGGCGGAGUUUGCUAACACUCGCUAUUGAGAGCUCUUGCGAUGACACAUCCGUCGCCAUCGUCGAGAAACACACCUCCCUAGCGUCGUCGCCAGCUGCAAAAGUGUAUUUCCUCGAGAACAUCACCGCCGACACACGUCAAUACCGUGGCAUCCACCCGAUCGAGGCACUGCAAUCGCACCAAGAAAAUCUUGGUAAACUGGUCCAGAAGGCGUUGCAAUUUCUUCCCGUGGCCGGUGAGGGUGGAUCAACAUCAGGUUACGUAACUAAUGCUGCGGUGACGCUGUCUGCGGAUGGGGUUCGUCGACGGUUACCAGAUUUUGUCGCCGCAACGAGAGGGCCUGGGAUGAGGUCGAAUUUGUCCGUUGGGCUGGAUACGGCGAAAGGGCUGGCAGUCGCGUGGCAGAAACCCCUGGUGGGCGUGCAUCAUAUGCAAGCGCAUCUCCUGACGCCAAGACUCGUGUCGGGGUUGAAUAACGACAAAAACAAUAAUAAUACCACUGAUCCAUUGAAAUUUAAACUACAGCCUGAAUUUCCAUUCCUCUCCAUUCUCGCCUCUGGGGGGCACUCAAUGCUGGUUCAUUCGAAAUCCCUCCUCGAGCACGAAGUCCUGGCCACAACGGCGGAUAUAGCCAUCGGCGAAACCCUAGACAAAUCAUCUCGCCACAUUCUUCCCGAGUCCAUCCUGCAAUCCUCAAAAACGACCAUGUACGGUAAACUCCUCGAGCGAUUCGCAUUCCCGCGCGGCGCGUCAGAUUACGCUGAUUACCGGCCCCCAAUGACCCGCGGCGAGGAAACGGUGAAGCAUGAGGGAGGGGUUUGGGGAUGGUCGAUCACGACGCCGUUCGCUAACACGCGGGAUCUGAAGUUUAGUUUCUCAUGUGUCGCGAGUACCGUGGAUAGAAUUGCGAGGAAGAAUCAAUCUGCUGGGAGAGAGAUGGGUGGUGACGAGCGGAUUGCGCUGGCGCGGGAGGCGAUGCGGAUUUGUUUUGAACAUUUGGCGUCGAGGACAAUUAUUGGGUUGGAGAUGUUGGAGGCGCGUAGACGACAGGCUGGUGGUGAGGGCGAGGCUGUUAAGACGCUUGUUGUUAGUGGUGGUGUUGCGGCGAAUCAGUUCCUGAUGAAAGUGCUGCGUUCUUUUCUGGAUGUUCGCGGAUUUGAGAAUGUGGAAAUUGUGGCCCCGCCGCCCUAUCUUUGUACAGAUAACGCAGCGAUGAUCGGAUGGGCUGGGUUGGAGAUGUUCGAGGCUGGAUGGGUGACGGAUUUGAGUGUGAGAGCUCUAAGGAAGUGGACGCUUGAUCCGCAGGCAUCUGAUGGUGGCAUCCUGGGGCCGGGUGGGUGGACAGAGCGAGGGUGGACAGAGCGAGGAACUACAUAA
Molecule: messenger RNA, 1467 nt
Organism: Talaromyces proteolyticus
Lineage: Eukaryota; Fungi; Ascomycota; Eurotiomycetes; Eurotiales; Trichocomaceae
Product: putative O-sialoglycoprotein endopeptidase
Exons: 2
Coding region: 1-1467 (488 amino acids)
Biological process (GO): mitochondrial tRNA threonylcarbamoyladenosine modification
Cellular component (GO): mitochondrion
Source: RefSeq, a predicted model, not a curated record